AUGUCAAACACCAUGAUCCUAUACGACAUUCCCACCAAAGGCCGCUGCGCAUGCUUCUCUCCCAACGUCUGGAAGACUCGACUGGUCCUCAACUACAAAGGCAUCCCCUACCGGACAGAAUGGCUGUCCCAUCCCGAGAUCGCGCCAAAACUCAAGGCCACAGGCAUCGAGCCCAACCCGGCAGGCCAGGGGUCACCUUACACUCUCCCGGCCAUCCAGCUCUCUGACGGCAACACCAUCAUGGAGUCCACCACCAUCGCAGCGAAGCUCGAGUCUCUUCACCCCAACCCGCCCCUCCACCUCGACAACGGACUGGUGCAAAAAGUUGGUCCGAUCAUCGGCAAGGCCUCCUUCCCCCUCAUCCCAGUCUUCAUGCCACGGAUCGGUCGGGAUGUGAUUGUUGAGGACUCCGUCGAGUACUUCCAAACCGCUCGCGAGAAACGGUUCGGGAUGACGCUCGACGAGCUCGAGAAGACCAAAGGCGGCGAGCAGGCGUGGGAAGCAUCCCGGCCUGGGCUCGUGGAGCUGUCCGAGUUCAUUGCUGCGCAGAAGCAGGACGAAGGGCCUUUCAUCCUGGGAAGUGUGGGGUGCUAUGCUGAUUUCAUGAUCGCGAGCAUGGUUGAGGCGUUGAGGAGGAUCGGAGGUGAUUUGUACGAGAAGUUUGUUGAGACGGCGCCUGAUGACAGCGUGCAGAAGAUACACCAGGCCUGCCAGAAGUGGAUGGAGAAAGAUCAGUAG
Molecule: messenger RNA, 738 nt
Organism: Saxophila tyrrhenica
Lineage: Eukaryota; Fungi; Ascomycota; Dothideomycetes; Mycosphaerellales; Extremaceae
Exons: 2
Coding region: 1-738 (245 amino acids)
Source: RefSeq, a predicted model, not a curated record